Messenger RNA from Misgurnus anguillicaudatus (oriental weatherfish), 3079 nucleotides. Its product is annotated as CXXC-type zinc finger protein 4. Gene Ontology annotation, molecular function: methyl-CpG binding; zinc ion binding. Lineage: Eukaryota; Metazoa; Chordata; Actinopteri; Cypriniformes; Cobitidae. The record is from RefSeq and is a predicted model, not a curated record. Gene Ontology annotation, cellular component: nucleus.
UUCACCGGGGGGAAACGCCUUCUCGCCUCGGACCCGUUCUGUUUUAAUUAGCCUCCCGGUGCCGCGGGUAAUUACGGUAACGAGCCGCAAAUGAACCGUAAUGAACCGCAAAAUUCCCUCAGAAAGCCUCGCGCGAGACGCGGUGCGUGAUUAAUAACCGUCACUCAGGCUUCGGCGGGGCGCGCGAGGAGUUGACACGCAUUACCCUCUGCACGGCGCGAGAGCCCGUAUGUCAGCCCCCUCGCGCCUCCCGCGCUUCCACAAUCAUUUCCCGCCAAUGAUCAGGAGGUGUCCGCAACGGCGCUUCCUCACCUCCUCGCACCCCCGUCAGCCACACGCAGCGCGCGACACACACACACAUACACGCACACACACACACAUACACACACACACCGGGAGGAGCCGUCUACCCUUCCGUCACCCAUACCCGCCCCUGAGGACGGUGCGUCGUUGGCGGCGUCAAUAUUAUUUAUUAUUCCCGUUAGUCUCGGUAUUUAGCGCCGCAGCUGCUCGCGGUGAUCGUUAAAACGGACGCGUCUCGUUGUUUUUGGGCGCGUGUUGUUCUUGUAACGGGGAUUAUUGAGGCGGUAUCAGCGUGCGGUGAUGCUCUCCGUUAAAGGAUCGUGAAACGUCGCGAGUCUAAAGAACCUCCACAGCGGAUGGUUGGUUGUCGGCGUAGGUUUGUUUUGCUCUGAUGGCGAACAUGAGCAGUAGUGUGUGCAUGGAGACCCCACACGCUCAUGGCCACACCCACGGCCACACCCACAACUACAACCACACCCCCGGGCGAGACUUUCCUCUGCAGUUCGACUCGUGCGUGAACCCCGUGUUAGACUACAGUGCACAAAUGGAGCGGUAUCGUUCCUUUGCUACCUUCUAUAAGAACAGCACGGCCGCCGCAGCUGCCGCCGCCGCCCCGUUUCCCCAGACUGCCAAAAUCGCCCGCAUAGCCACACCCCUCUUCCCCUCCGCCCGGCUCUCAGCCAUGCCACCGUGGCCCUGCGACAACGCCAUGCUGUGGGGGCGAAAGCCUGCCGCGGUAAACGGACCUCACCCACAUCGGACUGGCAUGUCGCGGGCGGAGUCGGUGAACGUGCACAUGUCCGGCAAACACAUUCCACAAGACUCUGCCCUCCAAAUGAGUGCCGACAACUUUCUUUCCCCGUUGGCUGCGGAGCAGUGUCGCGGUCUGCCCGUAACGGGGGCCGAGUGCAUGAACCGGCUCAAGUGCCCGUCGUCCGUUCCGCCCUCUGGUGCCGGAGAGGCAGAUCGAGGUGGGACCUUUGGAGGGAUGCCACCGCUGGGGGGUCUGUCGCUACCGCCAGGGGUCAUCGUCAUGACAACGCUUCACUCCGGUGCAGGGUCAUCAGGGGUCACGAUGUCAGACAGCGCGUUUCAGAUCGCCAACGUGGCGGCAGACUGCCAACAGAGCGGCUCGUCCUGCUCCGGCUCUCCCGCCGCUCUUAAUGGAAACGCUAACGGCAGUUGCAGCAGCGGGAGCGGCAGCGGAGCGGCCAAGCGCAAACGCAAACGAUGUGGAGUGUGCGCCCCCUGCAGGAGGCUCAUUAACUGCGGCGUGUGCAGUUCCUGUCGAAACAGAAAGACGGGUCAUCAGAUCUGCAAGUUCAGGAAAUGUGAGGAACUCAAGAAGAAACCGGGGAGCACGCUAGAGAGGGCACCGUCAGCGGGAGCAGCCGACACCUUCCGCUGGUUCUUCUGAAAAACUCAUCACAGACCACAUGAUAAUAUCCAAAACCGGACUCAAAACUGCAGGUCAUAACCCUACUACGAUCCUCCCCGAGAUCUGAUGAUAGCAUUAUCAGGGACUCUUAUCUGCCCUGGCUUUCUACCCCUUCCCCUCAGGACUCACUGUGGCACAGAGGUCAUUCAGCACCGGGGUAUCAGGUGUCAUUUACCCCGCCAGACAGACGUCGAGUCUCUGACUCUCAGAUUGACUUUAACUCAACCCAACAACAACACUGACAAACGUAGAGAAACAGAGACCCAAUUUCAGUCGUAUCAGGACUUUGUCCGUGUCUAAAGGAAGAGUUCACCCAAAAUAUCACUCUCAUGUCUGUCACUCCACAUCAUCUGAAACACAACUAUCCGUAUCAUUUCUAUAUAAAGAUGAAUGAGGAAUGAUUUGCCAAAUCAUUUACACUCAAAAUGGACAAAAAGCCCCAACACACAUUAGUCCAAAUGACUCGUGCGCUAUAUUCAAAGUCUUGUGAAGCCAUAUGAGAGCUUUGUGUGAAGAACUGACCAAAAAAUUGAGGUCCCUCCAAAAUAGCCCAUCAGUUAAUAUUAUUGCUCGAUGUCAGUGAAUGAUUUCGGAGUUUAAGGGGACAUAUCAUUAAAAUCUGACUUUUCCAAGUGCUAUAAUUGGGUCUCCUAGACAAUGUGAAAAAGAUCAAUAACUUACUUUUGGUAAACCAUUCUCUGCAAGCAUGUGAAAAAAAUGGCUCCCCUUGUGAUGUCAGAAGGGGAUCUUAUUAUAAUAAUAGCGCCCCUUAAUCUGCACUAUCCAACCACAGCACCGACAUUUAGUGCAGAGAGAAAGAGAGAGAGAGAGAUUUGGGUGUUUCAGCUCAUUUGCAUUUUAAAGGACACACCCAAAAACGGCAAAUUUUUGCUCACACUUAUAAAGUGUUAAUUUGAACAUGUUAUAAUAAAUUAUCUGUGGGGUAUUUUGAGCUAAAACUUCACAUAUGUACUCUGGAGACACCAAAGAUUUAUUUUACAUCUUAAAAAAUUAAAAUGUCUCCUUUAACGCAGACACGAAAGAUUUGCAAAGCGAAACCUAAAUUUUGAUUUGUUCCUCACACAAAGCUUGGAAUAUGACUUGAAUAUUGUGUAAGAGUAAUAGGGAUGUUUUUAUCACUGUGUUUUAAGUGAUUCUCAUUUUUGGGUGAACUGUCCCUUUAAACCACCUUUCUGUUGCAUGGGUAGAAACGUGUUUCGUUUUUAACUAAAGAUGUAAAGAAAAUAACUUUGUUUAUUGCUGUUGUGACACCUCACUGUCUUGAUGAAUAAGAGAUUUGUUUAGGAUGGCUCGUCGAUUAAAUGUGAUUCUUUUUGA